This is a messenger RNA of Salvia miltiorrhiza (redroot sage), 2898 nucleotides long. RefSeq names its product G-type lectin S-receptor-like serine/threonine-protein kinase At1g34300. The transcript has a single exon. Gene Ontology annotation, molecular function: ATP binding; protein serine/threonine kinase activity. The record is from RefSeq and is a predicted model, not a curated record. Gene Ontology annotation, biological process: protein phosphorylation. NCBI's taxonomy places the organism in Eukaryota, Viridiplantae, Streptophyta, Magnoliopsida, Lamiales, Lamiaceae. Bases 229 to 2649 code for a protein of 806 amino acids.
GAAAAUAAAUAAAUAUUCAACACGCAUUCUCCUCAUUUGCUAUUAUUUCAAAUGCUGAUAAUUGUAAGAGUUGCAUAAAUCUUGGUGGUGGGGUGUUCAAAGGUAUCCAAAUUUUGCCCCCUCAUAAAUAUUUGCAAUUAAUUCGAUUGCUGCAGCUGUUGUUUCUGUUGCUUAUGUUUUAGAUCCAGUCAGAAAGAUCUGCAGAAACUGAAAAAAAGAAAUGAAAAAAUGGAGCUGUCAUCAUUCAAUAUGUUCCUGCUGUUUCUCAUCUUGUUUUCAGCUGCAGCUAUUGUAGCACAAGACAUUCUUCCUGGCUCAACUCUUCAUGCCUCAAAUCCACAGCAAUCAUGGACUUCUCCAAACAAAUCCUUCACCCUUUCCUUCAUUCACGAAUCCGAUAACGCGUAUUUUGCUGCCAUAACCUACAACGGCGUCCCCAUCUGGAGAGCCGGUGGUGAUCCUGGCGGCUCCGUUAAUUCCUCAGCUGAGCUGAGGUUCCUACAGGAUGGCAACCUCCAGCUCGUCGUCGUGGCGGGGCCCACCACGUCGUUGGUGUGGCAGUCCAACACCUCCGGACAAGGCAUCGACUCCGCCUCACUUGACAACUCUGGCAACUUCAUGCUCAAGAAUGGAAAUGUCCCUAUUUGGACAACCUUUGACAACCCCACUGACACUAUUAUGCCUGAGCAGAAUUUCACCGUUGGCGACGUCUUACGCUGUGGAUUCUACUCUUUCCACUUGCUGAGCUCAGGUAGAAUAUCUCUGAGAUGGAACAGUUCUGUUGAGUACUACACAUAUGCAGGGAUCAAUGUGACCAACACUUUGAAUGUGAGCUCACCUAGUUUAGCAAUGCAGUCUGUAGGGAUACUGUCCCUACUCGAUCCGUUGUUCACCAACGAUGUCUUCAUGGCUCGAGGUAGUGAUUAUGGCCCGAGCGAUGAUACUCUGAGGUUUGUGAAGUUGGACUGUGAUGGGAACAUGAGGAUGUACAGCUCUUCACUGAGUGAUGGAGUUGGAAGCAGAGUUGUGAGAUGGACUGCUGUGAGUGAUCAGUGUGAGGUAUUCGGAUUCUGUGGGAGCUUCGGAGUUUGCAGGUACGAUGAUACGGAUGCUGGUCCCAUCUGCGGAUGCCCUUCUAGAAACUUCGAACCCGUUGAUCCUAAUGAUGGCAGGAGGGGUUGUAGAAUGAGAGGCGAUAUUCGGAGCUGUCAGACAACUAUGCUGUCUUUGAACAAUACCUUGUUCUUGACAUUCCCUCCUCAGAUUGAUACUGAUUAUUUCACUGCAAAUAUCAGAGCUUGUAGGUCUAACUGCCUCGUUGAUUCCACGUGUGUUGCCUCAAGCUCAAUGGCUGAUGGAACGGGCGUUUGUUACAUGAAGAGAUCGGAUUUCAUCAGUGGCUACCACUCUCAGAUCCUCACCAGCACGUCGUAUGUGAAGGUGUGUGAUCCGGCUAUGCCUAAUCCUCCGGUGUCUUCAAGAAAAGACGGGGAGGGAUCUGCAGCGCUUGAGAUUGGUGUUAUAGUGUUGGGGAGUAGUUUGUUUAUAGUCAUUUUAGUUGGAGGAUUUUUGUUGUUCAAGUGUAGGGAUAGGCCAAGUUAUGAGAGUUUGGUAUCUGAGUACUCUUUUUCAGACUAUGCUUCUGGAGUUCCUGUGCAGUUCUCUUACAAGAAGCUCCAGCAGCUGACGAAAGGGUUUAAGGAGAAGCUCGGAGAGGGUGGAUUCGGAUCCGUUUACAGAGGGAUUUUAUCGAACAAGAUGGUUGUUGCUGUGAAGCAGCUAGAGGGAAUAGGUCAAGGGGAGAAGCAGUUCAGAAUGGAGGUAGCAACGAUCAGCAAUACUCAUCACUUGAAUCUUGUGAGAUUAGUUGGUUUUUGCUCUGAGGGAAAGCAUAGAUUGCUUGUUUAUGAGUUCAUGAAGAAUGGCUCUCUUGACAACUUUAUCUUUGAAUCAUCAUCAUCAUCUGAUGAGAAGAUUUUGGAUUGGGAUUGUAGAUAUAGAAUUGCCCUAGGCACGGCAAAGGGGAUGACGUACCUACAUGAGGAGUGCCGCGACUGCAUUCUCCACUGCGAUAUAAAGCCUGAGAACAUACUCUUGGAUGAGAGCUACAAUGCAAGAAUCUCUGAUUUUGGGCUGGCGAGGAUGUUGAACUUGAAUGAUCAUAGGCAUAGGAGCCUGAUCACGGUGAGGGGAACGAGGGGCUACUUGGCUCCCGAGUGGAUAGCUAACCUUCCGGUCACAUCCAAAGCCGAUGUCUACAGCUAUGGCAUGGUGCUGCUGGAGAUUGUGAGUGGGAGGAGGAACUUUGAGGUCUCUCCUGAGACGGGAAACAGAAGGUUCUCGUUGUGGGCAUACGAGGAGUUUGAGAAGGGCAAUGUGGGAGCAGUUGUUGACAGAAGGCUGGUGGAAAGUGACAUUGAUAUUGUGCAAGCAAUGAGGCUGCUGCAGGUGAGCUUCUGGUGCAUCCAAGAGCACCCGUCGCCUAGGCCUACGAUGGGGAAGGUUGUGCAGAUGCUUGAAGGGAUUGCUGAUGUGCAGAAGCCACCUCCACCUCUGUUCUUGGCUGAUGGAUCAGCUCACCCUUCAGCUGUCAUUUCAUCAGUUUCGUCGUCCCAAAUGACGGCUAUUUCGUCGUUAGUUUCGUCUUGAAUGAUCUUGGAUGCUCAAUUUGGCUUGCCAGCUGCAGAAACAUGAUCAUCUUUUGAUUGCAGAUCUUGGUUUACUUUAAUCUUGAACGAUGUAAAGUAGAUUGAAAAUCUUGGUUUUAGGUCAAUUAUGUUUUGUUGAUUGUUUCAUGCAGAUUUUUUCUUUGUCUGAAACUGAUGUUGGCGUCUUGGAAUAGUGAGUGCAGCAUAGAAGAAUUCAAGCAAGAACUGCUUUUUACCGUUUUGACUAAAA